UAAAACGAAAAACCUGUUAGAGUGAACAUCUAUAGAUAAAAAAAAAAAUUAAAAAAAAAAAAUCAAAGUUAAAAUAACUAAUAAAGGUAUGGAAUAUUAAAAGAUAGUUUUCGCAAUUGUUCGCCGCCGCCGUCGAAUAGCGACAGUUAAACUGCCUACCACCCUUGCAAAAGAAACAAUUGCUCUCCUUCUCUUUCAUUCAAAACUUUCACUUUAAACAACUUUAAUGAAUUAAUUAAGAGAACCGUUUGAUUAGUAAAACGAAAGAGAGAAAAAAUCGUUUAUUGUGUUUUCCCUUUUCUUUUUUUUUUUUUUUUGGAUAUUUGAAAAAAAGAGAGUUUAUUUUGACUUUAGUUUUAAUACGUUCAUAAUAAGAAGAAGAGUAAAGUAUCUAAGACUAUAAAAAUCACUUUACGUAAGUGUCCUGAUCACGCUUCCUUUUUAACUCAAUAAUCGAGUGAAACGUUUUUGUUUGCAAAGUCGUUAUUGCCUAAUGGCAAGUAGUUCGUUCAAUAAAACGAGACACAGGCGCAGAUUGGCUGCGAUCUCGUUUCUAUCGAAUAUAUCAUUAGAUGGCACACAUAGGGAUACUAAACUUGGAGCAACAAUUGGCAUCUGUGGCGCAGCAGGUGCAGCCUAUAACGCAACGGCAACGGGAUUACAACAACGUCGUAGAACAGCAAGUGUUGCCAGUGGUAAAACGCAACCAUUACGUGGGGGAGGCGGCGUUAGCGGAGCAGGAAUCGGUUUUAAUGGAUUCUCUGACAGUAAUGUCAGCAUUUCAAAUUUGGAAUUGGAAUUAUUCGGUCAACAAUAUCAAGCAAAUGGUGAUUUAUUACAACAACAACAACAACAGCAGCAGCAGCAGCAGCAAAAUUUUUAUGGGAAAACACCAACGCAACAGCGACAAUAUCAACCCAAUCAUAAACGCAAUGGCAGUCUUGGCACCUGUUCAUUUUCAUCUCGUACCGCAACCGCGUUUCAGCAAUCGCAUAGCAGCUCUCAAGCUAUUAUCGGUUCGGAUUAUCAAUUGGAUUUAUCCGGUACUUCCUCGGAUGGCUGCAGCAGCGGCGGUGUCGGCCUUAUUGGCGGCGACGGCAGUAAUGCUAGCAUCGAUGGUGAUGGGCAUUUUAGUGAAAUUGAAAAUAUGGGUCACAACUUGAUAAAUGCUCGGCCAGCAAGCGCUAAAAGCGAUGGUACAGAUAUGCAACAACAGCAAAAACAGCAAAAACAACAAUCAACAGCAAUGUCAUUGUUGGUUAAAGCUGGCGACAAAGCAUCUAAAAUUGUGUCUGUGGCAGAGAAACGUAAUGUUAAACGUUCAGCCACCUCGUCUUCGUCAACAACAGCUUGCAACGGUGGGAGCGGUAACAAACAGCGACAGCAUCAGCAACAGAAGCAACAUCAUCAUAUCGCUGGCGGUAGUGGUUCAGGAGCCGAAAGUGGCAGCGAUUCAGAUAGUGUUAAGAUACCAAUGAAGGUAUCCAGUAUAGGUGCAGGCAUACUGAUGCCGUUACGUGAACGGACAUUUAGCAAUGGUGCAAAUGAUGCCCAUAAUAUUUUACCCGAACGACGUUCACGUCUUAAUACCGCACUAGGUAUACGUAGUGCAAAUAGUAAUCAACAACAACAACAACAGCAACAGAUCACUACUUAUGGUGGUGGUACGAAACGUCCGUAUAACAUCAUCAACUCCACGAUUUCGCACGUAACGGAUGACAGCAGCACUGAAAGUUUAACGCCAGGAAGUUUGGCAAGCGGUGCUGGUGGUGGCAGUGGUUCAUUUACAAAUCGUGGUGGAAACAGUGGCAGCACAAGUGCUAUUGCUAAAACAGUUCAUAUUAGCGAUGCGAAAGACGUACGUUACAUGAAUGUUCAUUCGCACAAAAAGCAUCAAUAUAAAGAAGAACGUGUCGUAUUGGUCUCACGCAAGGUGCCAUUUUUCAUAUUUUCAGCUUUGCCAUAUUAUAAAGGUAAAAAUGGAAGAUCCGAAUUGCGUAAAGAAGGUCGUAGACGUAAUACUUCAUGUUCUCGGCCAUUGUCAGCCAUUAAUGAUGCACCUUUUGAUCCAUUCGAUUUGUUGGGAAUUGAAAGGGGCGAAAGCGGUCAGGAUAUUUCUUAUGGACAUUUAUUAGUUCCGUCCCGUUAUUUUGGUAAGGACGGUAAAAAGCAUGGUUUAAUUAGCUGCAACACGUCACUCAUCGACAAUCAAAUUGAAGUUACCGGCACAACGGCUCUAAAAAAUCACGGUAUUGCAAGCACAAAAGUCAUGACGAGGCAAAAAGGCAAAUGGUGUUUCACUUAUGAUAAUAAUAAUCGUAAUAACGCGGCCAGUCCCGUUCCGGCAGAUAUAAAAUUAGACUAUGAUGAAUCUCUCGACGGUAGUCGAAGUUUGCAGUUUCAAGCAUAUUCUGCUAACAUUUUGGACGAUCCGGAAUUAAUAGCUGGCAAACAUCGUACUCUGUUAACUUUUACAUCAUAUAUGACAUCGGUGAUCGAUUAUGUUAGACCUUCGGAUUUAAAAAAGGAACUGAAUGAUAAAUUUAAAGAGAAAUUUCCUCACAUACAAUUGACGUUAAGCAAACUGCGAAGUAUUAAACGUGAAAUGCGUCGCAUCAACAAAUUGGAUAGUCGCAUCGAUUUAGUUACUAUAUCACAAGCGUACGUUUAUUUCGAGAAACUCAUUUUAGCCAACUUAAUUAACAAAUUCAAUCGGAAAUUGUGUGCUGGAGCUUGUCUUUUAUUAAGCGCCAAAAUGAAUGAUGUUAAGGGAGAUCUUCUGAAAAGUCUUAUUGAAAAAACCGAAAACGUAUUUCGUUUAAAUCGCAAAGAAUUAAUAGCCUCUGAGUUUGCGGUAUUAGUGGCUUUGGAAUUUAGUUUACAUGUUCCUAUGCAUGAAAUUCUACCCCAUUAUCAACGUUUACUCUACGAAUCCUAGGAUUGGCCUAAACGCUUGAUUGACAAGCGUUUUCUAACCACCGCGGCCAGUACAUCUAAAUAUUAUUUAAGGCGUUGUGCUAGUAAUAAAAAAUAAAGUUUGUCUUUUAAAGGAAAAGUAAAAAUGUAAAAGCAAUAAAAAAAAAAUUAAAUGAUUUUUUCACACAAUAAAAGCAAUGGUUUUGGGUGAGAAAAAAGUUCAUAUAAUAACAUAAUAAAAAAUUGGUAACGAAACAAUUUUUAAUAUGAAUGAAAUUCACACACAAAAAGCACAAACAGCAGCAUAAUAAUAACAUAGUAGUCAUUUAUAAACUAUUAUUUAACGAUUAAGCGAUUUCAAUAACAUAAAAUAUAAACUAAAUGAAAAAUUUUUUAAACGAAUCUAAAAAAUUAAUUGAUAAAC
Messenger RNA from Glossina fuscipes, 3340 nucleotides. RefSeq lists its product as uncharacterized. Gene Ontology annotation, biological process: regulation of cell cycle. Bases 494 to 2938 code for a protein of 814 amino acids. Lineage: Eukaryota; Metazoa; Arthropoda; Insecta; Diptera; Glossinidae. The record is from RefSeq and is a predicted model, not a curated record. The transcript has 9 exons.